AAAAUGGAGAUGUUUAACAAAGAGCUAAAAUAUACUGAUAUCCAAUUUCAGUUCUCAUUCCCAUCUCGUUCUUUACAGUAUCUUGAUUUCGCAGGGGAAUUUUUUGUUGAUUUGAAAGUCAAAGACAGCAGCGGUAAGCUUCGGGUAAUUCGUUGCAGGAAGAGAUCAAAUGGAGUUUACAACAAGCCAUGGCUUUCUAUAGGCUGGCUUCAAUUUGUUGCCGACUAUGAACUGAGAAUUGGUGACAGGGUUGUUCUCCUUCGUGAGGAUGACCAUCGCCUCGGGUCACGGUUCAGGGUUGAAGCUAAGAGAAAAAUCAUCUUGUUUGGCGAGGAGGUUUGGGGUGAUGUGCCUCGAGCUAACUAGUUAUUAUUUGCAUGUUGGAGCGGGCAUGUAUAUAUACAUGCACAAUAGAGAGAUCCAAGCGUGGUGUGCUUCCUUAAAUUCAUGCUAUAUAUGUGCUUCUGCUUUAUUGUUUCUAGUCAUAAUUAAUUAGCAUCGUUCUAGCUAAUUAAAUGGUUGUAUUGCUGUUCUUGAUUGCUUGUUUAUUUAUGUAUUUUGAAAUAUAUUUGCGC
Populus trichocarpa (black cottonwood) is the source of this 575-nucleotide messenger RNA. RefSeq lists its product as uncharacterized. The transcript has a single exon. Gene Ontology annotation, molecular function: DNA binding. The coding region runs from base 4 to 366 and encodes 120 amino acids. The record is from RefSeq and is a predicted model, not a curated record. Lineage: Eukaryota; Viridiplantae; Streptophyta; Magnoliopsida; Malpighiales; Salicaceae.